This is a messenger RNA of Nelumbo nucifera (sacred lotus), 4935 nucleotides long. The record is from RefSeq and is a predicted model, not a curated record. NCBI's taxonomy places the organism in Eukaryota, Viridiplantae, Streptophyta, Magnoliopsida, Proteales, Nelumbonaceae.
UGAUGCCCUUUUCCUUUUCUUUAGGCUUCACUUGAAUGUGGUUUUGGCCCUAGAAUGCUCCUUUCUUCUUGUUGAGCUUCUUAUGAAUCAUCUGUUCCAAUGUCAAGUGCUGAGUCGGAGUCAGACUGCUCCUGACUAUGUUACCUGGAUACGACGACACAGCUAGACAUGGAUACUAGAUUAGACUAUUCAUGACCCUCUCAUUUGUUCCCUCUUCCUCCUUCCAAGUCCCAACAAACGCAUGCCUAUUCUUCUUUUGCAUUGGAAGAGGAUGAGGUUGCUAAACAGAUAGGCCCAUUCUGGCUGCUGCAUGUGGAUAAUGUGUCCUUGCUGGAAAUGAAACUGUAGUAAUCGUGCAAACUACACAAACCCACAUAUAGAUAGAUUGUGCAGAUUUGUGUGCGCAAAUGUGUUUGUAAAGAAGCAAGUAAAAUGCCAUAUUGAGAGGUCAGACAUGGAAAUAUGAAGAUGAAGAAGCUCUUGAAUAGCCAAGGAAUAAAUUUUCAUUAUGCUCGUGUGUACUACUAUCCCUACAACAUAUAUAAGGAGUUCUCAUCGCAAUGCGAUAAACCUUCCUCAGAGAUAAGUAGGAAGGCUAAUUUCUCUGUGAACGGGGAUAACCAAGAGGAAGGUGCAAUAGCUGGAGUGGAUGAUAUUUGCCACAUUUUAGCAAGUGGCCCUUGGAGUUCUGCCUUAGAAAAUUCUCUAUUGCAGCUACAUGAAAAACCUCAACAACAGUUAGUGAUUGGAGUUCUACAUAGACUGAAAGAUUUUAGGUUAGCAAUAAACUAUUUCCGAUGGGCUGAGAGGAAAAGUAACCAAGUGCAAAGUCCUGAAGCAUAUGAUUUAUUGCUCAGAAUAAUGGCUAACAGUAAAAACUUUGGCAGCUUGGAGUGUAUUCUGGAGGAAAUGAGUCUGUGUGGAUAUGGACUCUCAAAUAACACCUGUAUUGAGUUAGUCAUGAACUGUGUGAAGUCUCGGAUGCUGAUGGAAGCUUUCAAUCUGAUGCAAAUCUUGCAGAAGUUCAAAUUUCGUCCUGCAUUUUCAGCUUAUACAAUUCUAAUUGGUGCUAUGGCUGAGUUUCGCAAACCAGAUCUUGCACUCUCUCUUUUUCAUCAAAUGCAGGAGAUUGGCUAUGAAGUCAAUGUGCAUUUAUUUACAACUCUUGUCCGUGCUUUUGCCAAGGAAAGCCGGAUUGAUGCAGCUCUUUCCUUACUGGAUGAAAUGAGGAGAAACUCUUUUGAAGCAGACAUUGUUCUUUAUAAUGUCUGUAUAGACUGCUUUGGCAAGGUUGGUAAGCUGGAUAUGGCUUGGAAAUUUUUCCAUGAGAUGAAAGCUCAAGGUCUUGUGCCAGAUGAUGUGACAUAUACUAGCAUGAUAGGGGUUCUUUGCAAAGCUAAGAGGCUGGAUGAAUCUGUGGAGUUAUUUGAACAGAUGGAACUGAACAGGAAUGUCCCCUGUGCAUAUGCUUAUAACACCAUGAUCAUGGGCUAUGGCUCUGCUGGGAAGUUUGAUGAAGCUUAUGAAUUACUUGAACGACAGAAAGGAAAGGGGAGCAUCCCAAGCGUGAUUGCAUAUAAUUGCAUCCUUACUUGCCUUGGCAAGAAGGAGAGAGUAAAUGAGGCUCUUAGGAUCUUCGAGGAGAUGAAGAAAGAUGCAGUACCCAAUCUUUCGACCUAUAAUAUUCUUAUAGACAUGCUCUGCAGGGCAGGGAAACUUGACGUUGCUUUUGGGAUUAGGGAUUGCAUGGAAGCAGCUGGUUUGUUUCCUAAUGUCUUGACCAUAAACAUAAUGGUUGACCGGCUUUGUAAAGCAGGAAAGAUAGAUGAAGCUUGCAGUAUCUUUGAAAACAUGGAUCAGAAGGGUUGCAAACCAAAUGCAACUACAUUCUGUUCAUUGAUCGAUGGGUUGGGUAGACAAGGUAGGGUUGAUGAUGCUUACAGGUUGUUUGAAAGAAUGUUGGAUGAAGGUGAGAUUCCAAAUGCUGUUGUCUACACAUCCCUCAUUAGAAACUUCUUCAAGUGUGGCAGGAAUGAGGAUGGGCACAAAAUUUACAAAGAAAUGAUCCGUCAAGGAUGUUCUCCUGAUCUGACCCUUCUUAAUACCUAUAUGGAUUGUGUUUUCAAGGCUGGUGAAACUGACAAGGGCAGGGCUUUAUUUGAGGAAAUCAGGAGCAGGGGUUUAGUUCCAGAUGUGCAAAGCUACUCUGUUCUAAUCCAUGGCCUUGUGAAAGCUGGCCAUGCAAAAGAGACCUAUAAGUUGUUUUAUGCAAUGAAGGAACAAGGCUAUAUUCUCGAUACCCGUGCUUAUAACACAGUCAUUAAUGGUCUCUGCAAGUCAGGUCAAGUGAACAAAGCUUACCAGCUAUUGGAUGAAAUGAAGGCAAAAGGCCUUCAACCCACAGUAGUUACGUAUGGUUCAAUCAUUGAUGGGCUUGCAAAGAUAGACAGGCUUGAUGAGGCAUACAUGCUCUUUGAAGAAGCAAAAUCAAAACAAAUAGAAUUAAAUGUUAUUAUUUAUAACAGUCUUAUUGAUGGCUUUGGAAAAGUUGGUAGAAUUGAUGAAGCAUAUCUAAUCAUGGAAGAGUUGAUGCAAAAGGGUUUGACACCUACUAUAUGCACGUGGAACUGCCUACUUGAUGCAUUGGUGAAGGCAGAGGAAAUCAAUGAAGCUCUUGUUUGCUUUCAAUCCAUGAAAGACUUGAAAUGCUCUCCUAACAACAUUACUUACAGUAUUAUCAUAAAUGGAUUAUGUCGAGUUCAGAAGUUCAACAAAGCCUUGUUUUUUUUGCAAGAGAUGCAGAAGCAAGGAUUAAAACCUAAUGUAAUCACCUACACCACCAUGAUUUCUGGUCUUGCUAAGGCUGGGAACAUAACUGAAGCUAAUUGGCUCUUUGAGAGGUUCAAGGCAAGUGGAGGGAAACCUGACUCUGCUAGUUAUAAUGCUUUGAUAGAAGGGUUAAGCAAUGCUAAUAGGGCCAUGGAUGCAUAUGCAUUUUUUGAGGAGACUCGCUUAAAAGGUUUUAACAUCCAUGCGAAGACAUGCAUUGUUCUUUUGGAUGCAUUGCACAAGGCUGAACGUAUUGAAGAGGCAGCAAUAGUUGGUGCCGUGUUAAAGGAAACAGCAAGGUCUCACCACGCUUCAAGAUCUUUUAAGUUGUAAGAUAUGGGUUGAAAAUUUUCCAGCUUGCUGGAGGAAUUCAGUUUUCUCUUAUCAUGGUCCUUCAAAGUGGCACAAUUUCUCCCUAUUGAGUUCUUGCUGAAGGACUGCAUUACUGAACCUGCUUCAUUUCAAGCUACGCCAUCUUCAGUGGAAGCGGGUUUUGGUACCCUCUUUAGGCGUGAACACCUACAUUGGGAGCUACACGUGUGGAUUCCGUAUCAGGAGGGACAGUAACCCUAACUGGGGACCCCUUUGAAGCUGAGCGCCUGGCUGUUUAGAGAGCUCUUCUUUUGCUCAAGCCCAGGACUGGAAGAUAGUGACCAUGUUUCAGACUCUCAUCUUCUGAUGCAGUCAUAAUGGGGAUGAAACGAUUUUAUGGAAGGACAAGAUUCAUGUGGUCAGUCCCAUAUGGUCGGGGCAAACCUUAGAUGAAAAUGAUACUGUACAGGAGAAAUUUGAAUGAUUGGGAAGCUGAAGUCAUAGCAGAAAUGCUCAUCAAAAUCCACAAGGAGAAACCUUGCAAAAAUCAAGAUGAAAGCAAAUUUUGUGCGGGACAACAAAUUGGGAUCUUUUACUCCUGGAUCCUUCUUCAAGCAGCUUGAUAACGCUGAGGUUAGCACUUUUCCUAGCUCCAAGAUAUUGAUGACCUUCCCUGGAAGGAUGUGUAUUCUUUGGUCCUUGGUAGGGACAUCAGUGUUUGAGAAGGGCCUAACAAAGGAUAACUUAAGCAGGAGAGUGAUGACAUUGACACUGUAGUCUGUUUUGUGUUCAAUAGCAACAGGAACAGCAUAUCACCCUUUUAUCCACUGCAAUGUGUCAAAUCAAGUAUGAGUGUAAUUUCAUGGAAUCUUUGGAGUUAAAGGUUGCUCCCAAUCUACAAUUGAACCUCUUCUCCAACGCUGUGGUAUCUGAAAGGUUUGAGCAAAAGAGGAAAGAUCAUAUUGGAAAAUAAACCAUCCUUGAUUUUAUGAAUCAUUUUGGGGGAUAGAUGCUCAUAUAUGUAUGCACAACUAAGUGAAGGCAAUGGGUAUUCUUUUGUUCUUUUGGCUGUCGGUUCACCAAUCCUUUGAAGAAUACCAUGCAACUCAUUUUUCAUUCAUGAAAUUUUAUUCUUCACAUGUACUUCUUGAUUUUGUACGUUUCCACUGAACAGCACCUUGGUGUACAUGAGUGCUGACUUUUUGCAAUAAUUUUGUCAUAUGGAAAUGAAACUCUAGGAGCAGCCUUGUCAUUUAUCUUACUUUUGGUACCUCAUCCCUAGUUUUGCAAACAUAAUAGCUCUAUUGUCACCAUUUUUGAAAUAGAGUGUUCCUUUCACAUGGAAAAUUAUACAGUAAGCUUUUCAGAGAGUGAAGCAGGUCUUGGUGCAGACAACGACUAUGUUCUUUCCAAUUCAUAGCAAACCACUGAAACUCUAGGUGGGAUCUGCUACAAACGAGACAUGUACAAUGGGCUACGUCAGUCACACAAUCAAAGAUGCUGAGAAAUGAUAGACCAGAAUCAAGCAGUGUGAGUUGCCCAAAUGCAUAACAGGACAAGCUCUAGAGAACAUCAUGAUAAAGUUUUCUAGUACAUAGUCAUAUUAGCCGCACUUGGAAAUUAAGGAUGUGAUUCUAGAAGCCUUGGCAAUGGAAUUUGUUAGGUUCUAAUUUUUUGGCUCAUUGAAGAAUCUGAAAUGGUUACAUUUGUCUCAACUCUUAAGCAAUCUUGGUGUAAGCUAGGAUUGGUGAUUUCCCUAACAAUGGUUUAAAAUAAUAAAUGAUGAUUUGCAUC